Molecule: messenger RNA, 733 nt
Organism: Drosophila rhopaloa
Lineage: Eukaryota; Metazoa; Arthropoda; Insecta; Diptera; Drosophilidae
Product: HIG1 domain family member 1A, mitochondrial
Exons: 3
Coding region: 74-379 (101 amino acids)
Biological process (GO): mitochondrial respirasome assembly
Cellular component (GO): mitochondrion
Source: RefSeq, a predicted model, not a curated record
CACACUGUUCAUUGCUGAAAGUUUCGCGAACGUUGCAAAACGGGAAAACCAAACUAAUCCACCCGCGUUCAAAAUGAGCUCCAAGUCCUUAUUCGACAGCGAGGAAGAUGCCGCUCAGGCCAACAAAUUGGCCAGGAAAGCCAAGGAAUCACCCUUUAUGCUAGUGGGUAUUGGCGGAUUCGUAGCCGCCGGUUUAAUUGGAGCGUACAAGUACCGCAACCGUGGAACGAUGAGCACCAGUGUGUUCCUGAUGCAGUUGCGUGUGGCCGCCCAGGGAACUGUAGUCGGUUGUCUGACCAUCGGAUUGGCCUACAGCAUGGCCAAGGAGUACCUAUUCGACAAGGCGCCCAAGGAAAAUACAAAAUCACUGACUAACUAAAGAUCAUCUGAUUGUACGGCCUCCCUCUCUGAAAUUCACUCACCAACACAAAUCGGGAUGAAAUCGGCUAGCGCACUUACACCUAAGCAAUUAGUAACUAUUUAUUGCAUCAUUCAUACCGAUCAAGAGGGUUAGGAUCACUGGAGGGCUGGACUCUUGAAAGUAUUCACGAGAUUUUAAGCCCCCAAGAAUUAGAUAAUGUUUUGUAUACCUGCGUAAGAUUGUGAUAUUGUGUGUGUUUAAUUGUACAAGUUGGACAUCCAAACGAAAUAUGUUGAAUGCAGACAACAAGUUUAUGAAUACCUCUCGCAUGAUAUGAUAUAGUUAAAUAAAACAAUUUAAACUAAAACGAAA